Molecule: messenger RNA, 1257 nt
Organism: Macrosiphum euphorbiae (potato aphid)
Lineage: Eukaryota; Metazoa; Arthropoda; Insecta; Hemiptera; Aphididae
Source: the annotation of a GenBank genome assembly
AUGGAAAAGUUUAAUGUAGAUUUAAAUGAUUUGUUAGAAAAAAAAGGUUCAAAUACUUCAUUUUUGAAAAAGCUUAAAUAUGAUCAACUAAUUUCACAUAUAAUUCAACUAAAGAAUAAUUCAAAAAAAAAGGAACCGAAUGAUUAUAACCUUUUAAAAAAAUACGACGUGUUAAACGUUGCUAAUGUUAACAAGUUAAUUGUACCUGUAUCUGAAAAUAAUGAAAUUAAAUAUUAUGUACACGAUGAAGAGGUAAUUGAUAUUAUACACGAUGUUCAUUUAUCAAUUGGACACGGUGGCCGAAACAGAAUGGAACACGAGAUAAAUACAAAGUACAAAAAUAUCACUAGAGAUAUUAUUAUGCUAUACUUAAAUAGUUGCGAAUCAUGUCAAAAAAAAGGAAGCACAGCCAAGAAAGGGCUGGUGGUAAAACCAAUUAUAUCUUCUAAGAUGAAUUCUCGUUGUCAAAUUGACCUAAUAGAUAUGCAAGCACAAUCGGAUGGUGAGUAUAAGUUUAUAUUGGUUUACCAGGACCACCUCACAAAAUACGUACUACUUCGACCGUUAAAACACAAACGUGCUGAAAACGUAGCGUAUGUAUUAUUAGAUAUUUUCACAACAUUCGGAGCACCGUCAAUUUUACAAUCGGAUAAUGGUCGAGAAUUUGCAAAUAAAGUUGUAACUGAAAUAUGUGCGAUAUGGCCAGAACUUAAAAUAGUUCAUGGUAAACCUCGUCACUCACAGAGCCAGGGUUCAGUUGAACGAGCUAACCAGGACAUUGAAAAUAUGCUUGCUACUUGGUUGACAGAUAACUGUACUAAAAAAUGGAGUGAGGGGUUAAAAUUUAUCCAGUUUAUGAAAAACCGUGCAUUACACUCAGGAAUAAAAUGUUCACCUUACGAAGCUAUGUUCGGUACAAAAGCAAAAAUUGGAUUAAAGAGUACACUUCUGCCAAUAAAUAUAAUAAGCAAUUUAAGAACCGAAGAAGACCUCGAAACAGCUCUGAAUUCUAUUUCCACUACUUCACUAUACACUUUACUUGUAAUUUGCAAGGAAAGAUUUCUGAAAGUCGAUGAUGUGCCACAAACCAAGAUUUCACUCCGAGAGACAGCACGGACAUUUUCUAAUUUGAGUGGUCAGGGCUACGACCGAUGUACGUGUGCACAAAAAUGUAAAACACGGAAGUGCAAGUGCAAAGCUGCGGAGAGACUAUGCACGUCAAAAUGCCACGGGAGUAGUGCAUGCGAUAAUAAGUAA